Podarcis lilfordi (Lilford's wall lizard) is the source of this 35951-nucleotide messenger RNA. The record is from the annotation of a GenBank genome assembly. NCBI's taxonomy places the organism in Eukaryota, Metazoa, Chordata, Lepidosauria, Squamata, Lacertidae.
GGAUGCGCAGCAGCAAAGGCUGCCUUUUGAGAGGUGCUUUCUCGUCGUAUAAGACUGUUCUCUCCAAGCACGUAAAUCCUGUGUUACCACCAGUCGACACUUUUUUUUAAAAAAAAUGCAUUUAUAUCCCAUGUUUUUGCCCGAGGAACUCAAGGUGGCACGCAUAGUUCUCAUUUAAUUCCCAACAACAACCACCCUGCGAGGUAGGUAGGUUUGGCGGAGAGGCAGGGAAUGAUCCAGUAAAUAAUAAUUCCUCCCUAAAAGUCCAAUGCCUACGUCAUAUGGAAUGGGCUUCCUGCCGGCAGGAGUCCCUGGGCUAGUACGCUCUAUGCGGAUUGGGUCCCUCCCUGGAUUCCCAUCUCAAAUCGACUGACAAGAACGGCAGUUUAUGUACACACAGUAACUUAAAACGUAGCCUACCUUACAGGACUGUUGUGAAUACACAAGGGGGAUGGGAGGAAAGCACACACAGCCUAGAGCAUCUGGAUAGAAAAGCAAGAUAGAAAUAUGCACAGAGCAUAGUUUUAACAAUGAAAGACACUUCCAUGGGAAGUGGUGAUGAUCACCAUCUCGGACGGCUUUAAGAUUAGACAGAUACAAGGGUGAUGAGGCUCUCAGUGACUGCUAGUCGCAGUGGCUAGGCCAGGGGUCAGCAACCUUUUCAGCAGGGGACCGGUCCACUGUCCCUCAGACCUUGUGGAAGGGGAAAAAAGAAUUCCUAUGCCCCACAAAUAACCCAGAGAUGCAUUUUAAAUAAAAGCACACAUUCUACUCAUGUAAAAACACACUGAUUCCUGGACCGUCCGCAGGCAGGAUUUAGAAGGCGAUUGGGCCGGAUCCAGCCCCCGGGCCUUAGUUUGCCUACCCAUGGGCUAGGCUCUGUCUCCAGUACCUUCUCAAGACUAGCUGCUAUCAAUACAUAAAUAGAAACCAAAGUCCAGUCAAACAUAAGCUCAACCUGGCAGGUAACAGUCUUUGAUUUGGGGAAGAAAAGCAGGAUAAGGCAGGUGGGCCGGUGAUGCAGUGCAAUGCUAAAGAAACCAGUGGGGAAACAUAUGAUGGAAAGGCAGCUUUGUCUCUAAUACUGUAUCCCUCCUCUCUCUCUCUCUACCCACCCCCACUGUCUUCCCCAGUCAGCUGCUGGAAACCAGCACCAGGGAGGUUCAACGGCCUCUGGGAUAUGGACUCGAGGUUCCCUCCCGUGCUUCCUGUUUACCCACCAUGUGAAAUGCAGCAGGAAUGUUUCCUGGAAAUGUCCUGCCUCUGUAUGCAACCAGAUUCCAGCCCCCAGCCAGUCUCCUCUCCCUCCCCUCCCUCAGCAGGGGGAGGUCUGAACAUUUUCCCUGCUGCUGCCUCCCUGAUUCCAGGCACGGUGUCAACAGAGAAGCAGCAGCAAGAAGGCGACCUGUCAGCAAAUGCAAAUAGCCCCCUCCCCUUCCUAACCCCCAACAGAUACACACGCCCUGCAUAACCCACAGCAGCUACUCCCCCAAAGGAUGAGGCUUCACUGCGUGGCUUGCUUGUUUAUUUCCUGCCUGUAUAUUUCAGCGAUCGCUCUCUCUGAAGCUAGGACAUGUAAGUAAAAUCAGUUGGAUUCCCAACUUUAGUUAAAAGUUCGUUUUUGUUUGCUUUUUCAGUGAAACUCAGAAUUGUGUCCCGGUGCCCUCUUGCUCCAGCUGGGUGCUUGUAGUGUGUAAUGACAAUUGCAAAACCGUUCUAAAAACAAAAAGGGUGCAAAGGAUGUAUCUUUGCAUCAACAAAUUUCUGCAAUAGUAGAGAUGCAGAUGUGUUUACUCAGGAGUAAAUCCCAUUGAGUUCGAGGAAAUUUGCUCUCCAGAAUGUGUGCGGAGGACAACCAACUGUAAACUUGAUUUGGUUCAUUUGUAUCAGGUAUGGCUGAGAGAUGCUGAUUUUGAUUGUAAAGAGCUACUCUUGUUGGAAAAGUGACCCUGUUCUGCUCAAGCAAAUCCCCAUCCCCCAUCCUGAAGCAAUCAGUUUUUGUGCAAAGCAGAGCUAAGGACUAGGAAGCAAUCAAUGUGCUGAAGAAGUAAUUAGCAAUACUGACAAAUAAACAUGUUUUCCACUACUGCAAAAUAAUGAGGUCACUUAAAAAACAAUGCUGUGCUGCUGAAUGUUUAUGCAAUAUCUGACACAGGAUAAUAACAAAAAAUAAUAAUGUUUCUUUUUCUGAUCAAGAGUCAGUUCUCUUUUUGUCAGAGUUUUUGGCCGUAUUCUUUCACCAUUACAUUCUUGGUUUUCUUUCUUUCUUUCUUUUGAAGUACUGUGCUUUUUCUAUCACAAAGAGGUAUACUAUAGUAGCCUGUCUCCUUAAAGCAUAGCUUAAAUUAAAACAAAUUAUAUUUUAAUGAGAACAAGCAGUGUAGUGUGCUAUUGCAUGCUGAUCAAAAGUUCCCAUGAUGCUCCUAACACAUGCACACACACCACACUGUGAUCUCAGCUUAUGGGUUGUUUCUAAGCAAACCAUGAUGGAUUUGUAAGGUUUUUUUCUUGGUGUAGAAGCAACAGAAGCAGAGGAGGACUCCACAGGAUCUUUUCAGCAGUAUGCAACAGCACACUGCUCAUUCACAAUAAACCAUAGUUUGUUUUAAACUAUGGCACAAUGGGGGGGGGGGACAAAAAGUUGCUGAGCUUUUACAAUAGAGGGCAAAAAGGAAAGGCAUUUUCAUAGCCUAUGACCACAAUGCCCACUAGCCUAAUGUAGGAGGAUGAGGAGAGAUUUGUUAUCCAUGGUAAAUGUGUUUAGGACUACUUGUUCAAAAUGUCAGAAAUAAUAGCUUUCAAGUAACACAGAAUUUACCUCUGCUUUCAACGUUGGUAUCCAAAACUAAGACUUGAAAUUAAAUUAAAAGAAUAAUGUUACAUAGCUAGGAAAGCUGGGGGGUUUUUAAGAUAGCAGAAAAGUUUUAUUAUUUUUAUUGUAGAGGUCUGACAAGUUUUAUUAGAACUGCUGCAUCUCACAGCGAUCUAUGGGAAAACACUUUUAUUUGAUGGACAUUUUGAUUGGAAUUGCUUUCAUUCAGAAAUGAUAUGCUGUACAUAGAAAAGUUUUUUCAAAGUUAUAAAUCUUAAUAGAUUUGCUUUCCUGGAUAUAUUACUUCUGGCAGAAUACAGAAACAGAUUUUCAACAAAUUAAAGGAUCCAACAAGCAAAUGCCAACUGACUUUUAUAAAGUAGAAAGCAACUUGUGCAAAACUUACAAUUGUAUUAGUAGAACUGAGCUAUAUCUUGAAAGUGCAGUGUAUGCCAUGCUGCUGUAAAAAAAUGUUUUUGCCUCAAAAGAUCUGCAUUGGAAGGAAACUUAUUUGUAACUCAAAGCAUUCAAUGAUUUGAACAUGGGGCUAAUAAAAUGUUUCACUUUUACUUUUGUUUUAUUGAACUAUGAAGUCCAUAUCUGUUGGAAGCCAAUAGCAAGUGCCCUGUUGACUUGAGAAAGAUGGCUAGGUCAAAUAGGUGGCGAGGAGUACCUCUGAUCAACUUCAGCUGUUCCUGGACAGGGACAACCUGUCUCCACAGCAGUUCAGGCAUUGGUGACAUCAGAGAUCAAUUACUGGUUGCUCUGGUCUCUCCAGCUAGCUCAGAGUGCAGCAGUCAAGACUCCUGACUAGAACAGCCUGUCAUCAGCAUAUAAUGUUGCUGAAAUGACUGCAUUGGCUGCCACUGUGCUAACUAGGCCAGGUCUUGCUGAUACUGAAGUUGUACACAAUUUGGGACCAGCGUAUUUGAGGGACUCCCUUAUUUCCUGUGUGCCAGGCAUUCCAGUUUUCAAGUGAGGCACUUUUAACUGUUCCACUCCAUAAUUCCCUCUGAACUUCUGCCAUUGAAAUCCCAGUAAUGUCCAGGCAUAUGGCAACCCUAAUUUAGUGGAAUUCCCUCUUUUUGGAUAUCCAGCAAGUGUCCAAUGUGCUUUGCUUUGGACCAGGACUGGACUUCAACUUGCACCAGCCCCAACCAGCAUAGCAAAAGGUCAGGGAUGAUGGGAGUUGUAGUUCAGCAACAUCUGGAGGGCUCAAGUUUCCCAUCCCUUCUUAGACCCUUGUUAGAACUUUCUUAUUCUCUUUCUUUCUUAUUGGCCUCAUGUUGUCCACACUAUUGAAGAUGCUAUACAAUGGUACCUCGGUUUAAGAACAGCCCUGUUUAUGAACUAUUCGGUUUAUGAACUCCGCAAAACCAGAACUAGUGUCCCAGUUUGUGAACUUUACCUCAGUCUUAGAACAGAAGCCGAAUGGUGGAAGGGCACCGGCAGUGGGAGGCCUCAUUAGGGAAAGCGCGCCUCGGUUUAAGAACGGUUUCGGUUUAAGAACGGACCUCCGGAAUGGAUUGACUUCAUAAACCGAGGUACCACUGUACAGCUUUUUCUGUAUUUUAUUUUGUACGUUCUUUCGAGACUCAAAAUGUGCCAUUUUCUAGCAUUUUCUAUAUUGAGCUGUAUAGAAAUUCUCCCAAAUAGAUAAGAAAUUAAUAAAUAUACUCUCUACUUUUGAUUGGAAAGGGCCCAAAGCUCAUUUGAUUUGCAGGCCUCACUGCAUUGCAGUGGAGCACUUCUAAAUGGGUCAGUUUCCUUUCACUUGAAUCGAAACAUAUGACCCACAUGCAAGAAGAUUUCUUCUUUCCCUGACAGUAAAAGCCUUAUUCAUGAAUCACUUUUCAGUGACUUUCAACUCCUAAAGCCCAAGCCAGUGCUUUUUUUCUGGGGGGAAAGGUGGGGGGACUCACUACAAAGUUUGUUUGUUUGUUGUGGGCCAGUCGCAGUGCCAUACACAUACAGCAAUGGCUAAAUGUAAGAUGUGAUUAAUAAACUCAAGCACACAGUGAUCUGGAUUAGAAAUGGCAACAACUUUAUUGAUUUUUGGCUCAGGCAUUGGGGGUAUAUCAGUUCCAGCCCCCACAGGAUCCCCCCUUCAAAUUAUUUAUUUAAUUUAAAAAAGUUAAGGGAACUCAGCUCCCCUAAGUUCCUGCUCAACCUCCCCCCAGCCCAAACCAAAUCUUAUUUGCUCAGAAGGUGUCCCACUGAAAUAGGGUUUUAUUUUUAUUUAGAAAUGGAGCCUUAUUUAUCCAAAUUACUGUCCUUGUCUAUUAUCUGAAUAAUGCUCCUGAUUAUGGAGAAAUGCUCUGAACCAUUCGGAGUAGCAAAACUGAUUUUAAAAAAAUACCUUUUUAGCAGCAGUUGCUGUAUAUCCUACAGCUGUGUAUCCUAACAUACAGUAUAUAUUUUUUGUUCCUUAAGUAACCUUUUGUUCCUUAAGUAACCAAAACAUCACCAUUCACAGCAGGGUUCAGAGAAACCCAAGUUUCGCAGAAGUUUAAAAAAAAUACAGAGGGAGAAAGUCUAACCAGGGAGAUGAGACCCUCCAAAACAGCUCAAAGCAGUCUUUACAUUCUAAGUGGCCACAGGAUGCUGAGUGUUUGUUGUGGGAUGGGGAAUAUAAAACCAGGCGGUAGUGGUGGGAUGGUGUAUCUUUGGGUAAGUCGUGUCUGGUACCCUGAAUAGGAGUACUCCGUAACUAUCUAUUGUAGACCCACUUGUAUGAUAUAUUGCGGCAUGUUCCCUCUGUCAGGAAUAUAAGAUUUUAGUGCUUGAAGAAGUGCUAGUGGUAUUGAAGUUAUGCUACACCCUCCCCAGGAAGGCUCAACUGAUCAUUUUAUUACUUAGUUUUAGGUGGCAGUGUUUCUUUCUUUCUUAGUAAACACUGGUGUGCACAUUUUGCUAGUGCUAUAUUAUAAGCCAUGUAAUUAUAUCCUACAGAUAUAAGCACAUUCAUUUACAAAUUUUAUAACUUUUUAAAAAUUUGUAAAAUAUCUUGAGUUCCAGUCUAAAAAAACCAUACCAAGAAGAGUCUACUAAAAUUUACAUAGGGCUAUGGAAGUUUUUUACUAGUCGCCUUCCUGCCUAUUCACUACUUGGAUUUUAAUCACAGGACGUUAUUAACAAGGCAAAAAUAUGGAAAGAAUGCACAGUUCCAGAUAAUCCCACAUUACAGACACAACUAUGGAAUGGUCCUGCUGUGCAGUUGUACAGGCACAAAUCUGCUGUUUUUGUAUUUGCCAGUGUAGUAUUUUCUUUACUCAGUUGUGUCUCAGGUAUACAAAGCUGCAUAACAAGGCUAUCUCAAUAUUUUGUUCAUUUUACCCAGUCACCUAGUUAGAAAUGUCCAAUCUUCUUAACCCUUCUCGCAUAUACAUAUCAAUACCCAUAGACCAGUCCAGUCCAAGCCAGUAGGAAGAAGUUGUGCCUAGUUUUGCUGGAGUGUCCUUGUUCUCUCCCUAGAGUGCUUUGCAUGCCAAUCAGUCUCUGCUGUCAGGGGCCUCUUUUAUACAUCCCUGCCCAGUACUCAACAGUAUGUGGGAAAGUGAGCUUGUUCAUUCCUGCUGCACGGGCUUCAUUGCUUGCAGAUUCCCUCCAAAACAGCUUAUUUAAGUAUUCUUAAAGUUAUCCUCUCUAUCAUUUUGACAUAUACCGUAUUUUUCGUUCUAUAAGACGCACCAGACCAUAAGACGCACCUAGUUUUUGGAGGAGGGAAAUAAGAAAAAAAAUAAAUCUGAAUCUCAGAAGCCAGAACAACAAGAGGGAUCGCUGCGCAGCGAAAGCAGCGAUCCCUCUUGCUGUUCUGGCUUCUGGGAUAGCUGCGCAGCCUGCAUUCGCUCCAUAAGACGCACACACAUUUCCCCUUACUUUUUAGGAGGGAAAAAGUGAGUCUCAUAGAGCAAAAAAUAUGUUAACUAUCACAAGCAACUGUUCAGUGACAAUCCAUUGGUAGAGUAGGUAGGUAGGUGGAUAAACUUGCUGCAGAGGGGCAGCUGAUCAGUUAACCCAUUCCAUACCAUUUUCUAUCUGUCACUUAAUAGUCUGUGUCCGCUAAGCAGUUCAGUGCUCAUUGGGCUGUUGUUGUUUUUAAGGGGUGGUGUGAUCCUUAUUUCUUGCAUUUUCGCAAUCUUAAGGUUCCCCCAACCAAUUUGAUACCACUCUCAUAGUUUUCUGUGGCUGGUCUUUUGGCUUCUUUUCUGCUGGUGCUCAGCUCCCUGUGUUUACUAUUAGAGGGGAUCACAAAUGAAAGACAGUGCUUGAAACCAGAGUACUACCUUUCCUUAUGUAUAGAUGGUUGCCUAAUCACCAGGAUAAACCAACUAUCCCCUGCCCAGUUUAACCCCCAGCCUGAGCCAGGGGAAACUCAAGAGUGGCUAUUUUUUUCACAGUGGUCACAUCUGUACCAUAUACUUCAAGAACUCUUAUACCACUUUAACAGUCAUGGUUUUCCCCAAAGAACCCUGGGAACUGUAGUGCUAAUCCCCCAGGCCUACAUAUCUAUGUGCCCUUAAGAAACUACAGUUCCCAAGAUUCUCCAUGACUGUUAGUGUGGCAUGGAUGUGGCCAGUGUUCUCUCUUAUGUGGAUGCGCAUCACAUGAGGAGCCUGGUCACCAUGAUACUUUCUGUAUGAAAUGACAGGUUAUAGGUGCUGGAAACCUGCUAGGCUGUUGGGCCCCACCCCCCUGUUCCUACCCACACUAUUCAUUUAAAGCACAUGGCUUUCCUCAAAGAACCAUGGAAACUGUAGUUUAGCCUUCACAGAGCUACAAUUCUCAGCACCUCUAACAAACUACAGUUACCAGUACACUUUGGUGAAAGCCAGGUGCUUUAAAUGUAUGGUGUCUGUUCCAUUGAGGAUGUAUGGAGGGUUCCUGCUUGCUGCUAUCCUGAAAGGCAUCUUCAGGUCUACUUAGUUUCACGUCUAACUGACUGGAAACGAGAAUUCUGUAGCCAUGUGAAAUUGACUAGUCCAGAAACUGGCUGCUUCUGUGGAAGAUUUUCCAAUCUUCAUGGCACUCCAUAGGUUCAUUCUUAAUUAUCCCAGCUGGCUUUAUCAGGAAUUUGUCAUGUUCUUAAUAUGUUUAGCAGUUUCUUAAUGGGUUAGGAUUUGUAGCACACACACACAAAACAAAGCAAUGCUGACAUUUAAUUAGUUAUACUGCUUUAAUAGUGGUCCACGUGGCCACCAAAAUCUUAACUUUAAAUCUUUGUUUUAAUUUAAGACAUUGCUUGGUUGCACAGCAGAGCCUCUUACACCCAAAAUGCUUGUUUUUUAAAAGUUUUAUCUGAGCACCAUGCAUCAGAGUUUCUUGCAAGAAAACGUCGCGCAAACUCCUUUAUGGAAGAAAGCAAGAAGGGGAAUUUGGAGCGGGAGUGCAUUGAAGAAUACUGCAACAAGGAAGAAGCCAGAGAGGUCUUUGAAAAUAACCCUGAAACGGUAAGAGCUCUUAAGACUAUGGACAAUUUCCAGUUACUAAGGGUGGCAAGUAGUCAUGGUAGAGCAUAGCCUGCUUCUGUGAUUUAUAGAAUCGUAGACUUGUAGACUUGAAAGGGACCCUGAGGGUUGUCUAGUCCAACCCCUGCAAGCAGGAAUCUAAACUGAAGCAUCCACAACAGAUGGCCAUCCAAUCUCUGCUUCAAAACCUCCAGUGAAGCAAUGCCCACCACCUUCCGAAGGAGUAUGUUCCACUGUUGAACAACUCUUACCAUCAGAAAGUUCUUCCUGAUGGGGAGUCAGAAUCUCCUUUCUUGUAACAUGAAACCUUUGGUUUCCAGAGCAGGAGGAAACAAGUGUGCUCCAUCUUCCAUGUUGACAGUCCUUUAAAUACAGUCGUACCUCUGGUUACAUACUUAAUUCGUUCCGGAGGUCCGUUCUUAACCUGAAACUGUUCUUAACCUGAAGCACCACUUUAGCUAAUGGGGCCUCCCACGGCCGCUGCCCGAUUUCUGUUCUCAUCCUGAAGCAAAGUUCUUAACCCGAGGUACUAUUUCUGGGUUGGCGGAGUGUGUAACCUGAAGCGUAUGUAACCUGAAGCAUAUGUAAUCUGAGGUACCACUGUAUUUGAAGAUGGCUAUCACAUCUCCUCUCAGUCUCCUCUUUUCCAUGUUAAACAUACCCAACUCUCUCAACCGUUCCUCAUAGGGCUUGGUUUCCAGACCUUUGAUCAUCUUGGUCACCCUCUUCUGCAAACAUUCUAGCUUGUCAAUAUCCUUCUUAAAGUGGGCUGCCCAGAACUUGGUGUGACCAAGGCAGAACUUUUAGUUAUUUAUUUCAACAAUUUGUAUACCAGUUAAUCACAGUUGUCUCUAACUGGUUACAAUAAGACUAAAAACGAGUUACCGGUAAUACUAUAAAAUCAGAAUUCAAUUCAGUAAGCCUUCAGUAAGCAUUUGAUAAGCACUGGAAGUUUAACAUGGAGGGGAAAUAUCUGACUUUAACUGGAAAGGAGUCCCACAAAAUUGAGCCCACAAUAGUGCAUUUGUGGCUCCUGAUGAAUAUGAGCCAUGUAUCCAAGCCACAGGGGACCACUAACAGUGACUCCCCAAAAUACCUUGGUGGCAGCACAGGACAUUCUGAGGUAUGCUGUUCCCAAGUUGUUAAGGGUUUGUAAAUUAAUGAAAGAAACUUGAACCAAGCCUGGCAGUGUAAGGGCAGUCAGUAACAUUCCCUUCUAAUGUUCAAUAUGUGUACAUACACUUAUUUUACAGCUAUCAUUAAGCACUAUUCUGAAUUUUCCAGCAAACCUAAAUACUAGGAGCCUUUGUUUAGGGUUUGAAUAGUAUAUCCAAUUCCUAUGUACACUUUCACAUCAUUAAGCAAGUGACGGUAUAUGGGAUUUUUCCAUAUUAUGGCUUUAGUUCAUAUUUGUACUGCUCUUUAUAAGGCUCUUGUGUCAUUUAAUUAUUGCUCAUAUUUCAUCUUCACUCCUGUUCCACUUUGAUAGAGAAUGACCAUGGAACAGAGCUUUUAUCAGGUCUUGUUAUUGAUGUUUUAAUUUUCUGGGGCAAUGGCUGGGGCCACCCAGUCAGAUGGGUGGCAUAUAAAUAAUUGAUGAUGAUGAUGAUGAUGUCAGGUGGUCCUUAGCACUUGACCAUGUUCUCAGACUAUACAGAGUAUACAUUGACGUCUUUAAGAUGUGACUUUAAAAUUAUGGAACCUCCAGGUUCUAGAGUGACCAAGCAAAGAUGCCCCAUCUCGUUCUUUGAAAUCACAAAUGAGAUUGAAUAGUGAGCUCAGUUACAGGUUCUUAGCCACAUAAUUAGAAAGGAUAACCUGAUCUCAGUUUGUUGGUUCCUCAAGAAGUAUUUUCAAAGUUAGGCUGCUUUGCCGCACUUUACUUAAUAAAUAUUUUGUGAGUUGCAUUAAAAAACAAUUUAAUUAAACUAUUAAACAAGCAACAAAUACAAAAAAUGGAUAAAAUCAAUUUCUUUAUGACCUAUUACAGUUACAGCACAAGCAAAUUUUAAUUAUCAUCCUAAGCAGCGCAAACAAUUAAGCUGUUUCUCCUAUUUGAUUUACAUUCUAAUGGGAUCUGUCUUUCUUCCUUUUUCUUUUUAAACACAGGAUUAUUUCUAUCCCCGAUAUUUAGGUAAGUUUCGUUUUAAAAAGUCCAAAUUUAUUUACUUAUGUAACAUUUUUCUUUAAAAGAUUUUAGGAGAAAAUUGGAAGGUGGUUGCAAUGAAAUGAUUUGCAGUCAGUGAGACCGCUUAAUGUGAUUAUAUUUGCAAAGCAUAUAAGUACAGUGGUACCUCGCAAGACGAAUGCCUCGCAAGACAAAAAACUCGCUAGACGAAAGGUUUUUUUGUUUUUUGAGCUGCUUCGCAAGACGAUUUUCCCUAUGGGCUUGCUUCGCAAGACGGAAACGUCUUGCAAGUUUGUUUCCUUUUUCUUAACACCGUUAAUACAGUUGCGACUUGACUUCGAGGAGCAACUCAUAGAAUGUGGUGUGGUAGCAUUUUUUGAGGUUUUUAAAGACUUUGGUGAUUUUUGCAGCUUUUCCAAAACUUUCCCAACACCGUGCUUCGCAAGACGAAAAAAAUCGCAAGACGACAAAACUCGCGGAAUGAAUUAAUUUCGUCUUGCGAGGCACCACUGUACUCGUCUGUGUGGGCAGCAUCUCCCAUUAUAGCUGCCCCACUGUGACACUAUAUGGGAUGUUUUUCAUUGAGAGCAGGAUGCACAGCACAGAACUGUUCUCUGUUAAUGCCAUAUUUUCUUCAAUCCAGCAAGGCUAGCAUCUCCCUAUGAGAUCACCCACUGCCCUGCAUUCUAGCUUCUGUCUGCAAUAGCAAUUAUAUGGAGAAAGAAACUGCAUCUGAAAGUUUUCUUGGGAGCAAUUAUGUCAUUGAAAGAUGACCGACUAAAGAGCUCGCCAAACGGCCUCGGCCCAAUAUACCUGAAGGAGCGUCUCCAACCCCAUUGUUCAGCCCAGACACUGAGGUCCAGCUCCGAGGGCCUUCUGGUGGUUCCCUCACUGCAAGAAGUGAAGUUACAGGGAACCAGGCAGAGGGCCUUCUCGGUAGUGGCACCCGCCCUGUGGAACACCCUCCCACCAGAUGUCGAGGAAAUAAACAAUUAUCUGACUUUUAGAAGACAUCUGCAAGCAGCCUGGUUUAGGGGAGUUUUUAAUGUUUGAUAUUUUAUCAAGUUUUUAAUAUUCUGUUGGGAGCUGCCCAGAAUGGCUGAGGAGGCCUGACAGGUGCAAUACUCCCACCCACCCACCCAUGCUUUCCGCAUGCUUUUCCCAUGUGGUGGCAAUCGGAAGGGAAAGAUUCAUGAAAUGGGACCUACAAGUUGAAAUAGUUACUUUGGCAACUUCCUUUCAUAUGAGUUUCAUUGUGGUCAUCAGAGUAAGCAUCUGGCAUAAAUGGGGGCAUUUUUGUUGAUUCCAAAACACCUUCCCCUGGAAACCUGGCUGACCUCUUUUCUCCCUGCCUUCUGCAAAAAAGUAAAAAAAGCUGCUCUUUCAACAGGCCUUUGCUACUGGCAAAGUUUGAUUAUCGAGUGACAUUCAGGCUGAUGGAUAUUGCUUUUUGUUGGUGUGAUUUUAGAUGGUUGUACUGUAACCUUAGCUGCCCUGGGACAGAAGGGCAGGACCACUUAUUUUUUGUCCAAAUAAAUAAAGCAGCAGCUUUGUGGCUGUGUCUCAUUCCACAGUAGGCCUAGCAGUGUGGGGAUUGAUCUAAAGGCAUUGAGGGACACAUGAAAUGGCAGCAAGCCAGGUGUUGCUGUCUUUUGCUGCCUGAUUCAAUGAACAAUUUGAAAUAAUCUUAGCUGGGACUUUCAUGGGAAUUGCUCCAAGGUAAAUGUGUUUAGGAUUGGUGCAAUACUAGCCAGUUUUGGGGCUGUAAUGGCUGAUUACUCUGAGAUUUCUCCUUUCCUUCCUUGUACAGCAUAAAGCACUCUUUUUAUGCUUGAGGAAUUGUAUUCCUUGUCUACACCCACCUUCUGUACCUGGGAGUGAUUUGUCAGCUUUCUGUUGGUGGGUGCACUAUAAUGUUGUACUGUAUUGACAUGCUUUUUUAAAAAAGAAAAAAUAAUAAUGGUUUAAUUGUAUUUAGCACAUUUGGUAUUUUGUUUUUUGCCAGAAUCAGAUUGCUAUCAGUUGUGAAACCAGGCAGAAAUAGUCAGAUAUGGAGUACCAAAACAAUGUUACAUAACUUUACCACUAAAGAGCAGCGCUUUUUUCUGGAAAUAUAGGUGUCAGUGCUUGCCAUGAAGUUGUCACAGCAAGUGCCACACUUUUUAACAACAACAAAAAGGUGCUGGUACUGUGUACCCUGGAGUACCCUCUGGGGAAAAAGCACUGCUAAAGAGUAUAACAUUAUUCAAGCUAGCAAAAUAUGCUACCCAUCACUAGCUCUUAUAGAUUUCUAGCACUUGAAGGAACUUAGUUUCAACAUCUGGGUGGUCUUCAUUUUCUUCCAGUUCUAUGAUCUCUUUUGUAAUGAAAAAGAAAUGUGCCUCUUCUGAUUCUGACAGGACUUCCGUCUGUGCCGCAAUUUCUAGGCACAGGUCUGUGAUCUGUAGGCAUGGGUCCAAGCAUUGUUGAUUUUUUGUCCUGCCCCUUUCCCCAGGGAAACCCACUUAGACCCAUGCCCACAAAUCACAGACUUGUUCCUAGAAAUCGCAGCACAAACAGAAGUGCGGGUGAGCCCUGUGCUGCACAAACAGCAAAAGCACAUGGUUCUAUCAUUUCACGAUCAGUCUACAGGUGGAGGGUCAAGUUUUUUAUUGUUACCUGUGCACAUGAAAAGCCAGCAUGGAAGGGAGAAGGCUACUUCAAACUCUUUUUGUAUGUGGGAUGCCUUUAAAAAAGCAACCUUCAACUCACCAAUAGUCCUCUACAGUCUGAAGCAAGACAAUGCCAGAAUUCCUUCACUGUGUGAUUUAGCUGAAUAUGGAACACCGUCCUUAAGAAUCUUUAGAAUAGUAGAUUGUGGUUGUAGUGGUUACUGUCUUUCAAUAUGCAGCUUAAUUUUCCUUGAGAGGGACAGCCCUGAAAAGCAGGCCAUAAAUAUAGCAAAUAAAUAAACAUCUAAAAUUGCUUGUGCUUUCACAGACUGCCUGGCUUCAUUUCGAACGGAAAUUUUCACGAGUCCAUUACAGACUUCUGGGAUUCCAGCUGACCUCAGGUCCUGUGUGAAAGGUAAGCAUUUGUGGUUAUGUAUACCAUACCUCCUGAGUCGAGAGGUACAUUUAUUUUUUUCUGUCCCAGCCUUUCUUGUAACUGACACCAGCUGGUCUACCAGAAAUACAGAUUGCAGAUAACACAGUUACUCAUGUUGUGUAAACCCAACCCACCCCCUCUGUUUACUCUGCUUCUAGUGCGCUCAGCAUUAGUCAGGAACCAUAUCUAUCCUGUAUCUAUCCUGUCAUUUCUUGUGCAUUGCUGCCCUUGGAUGUGCUUUCCUCAAAACCGUAUUCAGUCCAAAUUGUGAAAAAGAAUGACGCAGCUGCGGUUUAAGCCAGUAAUGUCUACACAGACUCAGUUUCUCCAGUGCUUUUCCAGCAAGAAGAGAACUUGACCUUUAUUCUGAGGCAUAGCAUAGAACUCUGCAAGUGCUGCUGAGGAAGUCUUCAGCCACAUUGGGGUCCUUAAAGGACUGGACUCUCUCAUUAAUGCUGAUGCAGAAAAGUAUGGGAAAUUUAAUGAAGAUUAUUCAGUAUGAUGCUGUGCUCUUGAGCUGUGUUUCUGCACAAAAUGUCUCCUAGGCCUCCUUCGUGUAGUCAGGAAAUAUCAUGAUUUUAUCACUGUUUUGGCCCCAUCUUAGUUCUCCAUGCCCUCUGCAAUAAGUCUUCUUUGACUGGGUAUCUAAGAACUUUGACCACAAAGUCCCAGAGUUUAUUUUCAUCAUGGUGUCGAGGAACUGGGCUGUGGUGUGCAUGUGCAGUCAGAGGCAUAGUACUCUGAGAGGGACAACAUCUCCCUUAACAGGGCUACCACAAAUGUUGAGGGCUUGCCCUGUCUCGGCCCUUCCUGAACCCCAAUAACAGGUAAAUUUCUGCAACAUGAAUUUGAUUCUAGGGGUCUGAAAAAUUUGGAGACCAUUGCACUAAAUUCUUGACUGAUUCUAGUGGUUCCUUUCUUUUUAUCCUUAAAAGUUCCAACUCCAAACAUUGCAGUUCAUUCAGUCUGUUUGAUCAGGCGCAAACAGCUUUGAUAACCAUUGUGGCUGGAAAGGCAAUAUAUAGAUUAUUUCAAAUAAAUAAACACAUCCAAAGUAUGGUGUAAGACAUGAGUAGGAAGCAAUCCCCCAGAAGCAGCUUCUCUCCUUUGCUCCUUCUCAUUGUUCUUAUCGCAACAUUUUCGAGGUGUUUGGAAAGAGAUCCCAAGCGAAGCAUACAUUCUAAUCCUUAAGCAUCUGUCUCUGUCUUUUGUCCUUGAGAACAGAUAAGGGCAAAAAGGAAUCCUUGAUCAUUAUCACACGUGCAGUCAGAGAUGGAGCGUGGCUCCCAGACUGCUGUGCUAGCAUGCCUGCAGUCACAAAUUAAAGUGUGUUCUUAUUCAUCCCUUGUUUCUCUCUUACUCUCAUUAGAGGCUCUUGGGGGGUGGCAGGGAAGUGUGAGCAAAUUAUCUUGCUGAAUAGUCUCUAGUGAGGAGCGUCGCUGUACUUGAUGUUAAUUUUAUUCCUCAUAUGUGCUUGUGCCAUAAGACGGUUGUCACAGAUUACCCACUGGAGAAGCUCUGACGAUAUUACAAGCAGCAACAACAAAAAAUGUUGUAACUGCGACUUCAUAUCCUGGCAAUCCAGUCCCGAAAAUUCUGUAGCAUCUCAAGCUAAUAUGACAGGCAUUCCCAAACUCAGCCCUCCAGAUGUUUUGGGACUACAAUUCCCAUCAUCCCUGACCACUGGUCCUGUUAGCUAGGGAUGAUGGGAGUUGUAGUCCCAGAACAUCUGGAGGGCCGAGUUUGGGGAUGCCUGCAAUAUGAGAUGCACCGGGCUUGCAGUAGCAGUGAUGUGCCAGGAGUAUCGGAGCCCCAUGCCCUGCAGCAAGCACUUUGUGUCUCAGCAUUGCCACAAGUCUUAGCAUUGCCACAUAAGAAUUUUCGAAGUGGUUGGUUGAUGCGCCUGAAAUCAUAGCACUUGAUCUCACGGUUUGGUGAAUCCCAAGGCUUAGGGACACUAUGGUUGCCUCCAGACUGUCACUAUUUUUACGGGAGAGAUUCAGGUGCAUACCAGGUAUUGUUUGUGCAAUUAAAAUGGAUUAAAGUGUUCUGUUACCCUGGCGCAAUAAAUCCACUUUAAAAGAAAAGACUUUUGCGGUUAGGAAAAUGACAGGGAAAUGCAUUGGAAAUUGCGGGAUGGACAAAUUAUUAAUGGGUGAAUGUAUUAAAAAAUGUUAUCACGUUUAUUGGCAGCAACAGCUUUCUAAUGUGUUCUCUGUUACAUUUAUACGCGUCACAGUUCCUUCCUCCUUCCCCUCCACUUUCUGGUUUUCUGCUUUUCCUCUUCUCUUUUCCACCUGCUCUUUGACACCAAUCUCAGGAAGAAGCUUUUACAGGCUGUGUAAGCAUAACUGGAUUAAAACACAGAUAGGUCAUUCGGUUUCUCAUUUUAGAUCAAAACUGGCUUGGGGGGAAAUGCGUAAAAACUCAGUGGGUGCUAUCCUGGGAACUGUAGCUUCUUAAGGAUGCUGGGAAUUGUAGCUCUAUGAGGAGGGAACUCCAAUUCUCCGGAUUCUUUGGGGAAAGUCACAUGAUUUAAAUGUACAGUACAUUGGUUAAAUGUUUGAUGUAGAUCUGCCCAUUCUGUUCUAGCACACACGCUGAUGCUGAAUGAAGUUCUCAAAUUCAUCGUUCUGCAAUCUGGUGUCUUAACUUUUGUUUGUUCUUGUAUUCUUUCAUAUACUGGUCACAAAGGAAGAAAGACCUACUAUUUGUAUUGUGUUGUAUUUUUAAUUUUUCAAAAAAGAAUUCAGCCUUCCUUUCAACCUGAAGGUUCCCAGGGCAGCACACAUUUAUAUACAUUGAUACAAUGCUCUUAACAUUAACAAUAUAUUAUUUUUAUUUAUUAGCUUUAUAUUCUGCCUUUCCUCUCAAAGGAGGAAGGAUCGGAAGAAACAAAACUAACAAAAUGAGAUCCAGCAGGAGAUUAUGUCUUAUAUCAACUGUUUCUAUAGGGCUGGAGAAAAAAAAGGUCUCUGGAUCUAAUUCCUAAAGGCCACAUAUGUAAGGGGCAACCAUAACUCUUGAGGAAUUUCCACUCACUUCAUCAGAAAUAGGAAGCUUACUAUUAUUCAGACCGGUGAAAGAAGUUGGAAAUAAAACCUAUGUCAAACGGGCAUCCAUUAGCUGUGCCCAAAGACCCCGCAAGGAAUAAAAAACAUUUUUCAGGGCUGAAUUGGCUUUGUCAAUUAUUGUUCUUGUAGAUAAAGUUUUUCCAUUCUUAGAGAAAAGAUGAACUAUCAAGAUUAAGAAAAGGUGGAUCAUAAGACUGACACUUUUUCUGCUUUGUCUACCUGCCUUUGCAGUAAUAUCAGACCAGUGUAUUCCACUGCCAUGCAAUGAAGAAGGUUAUAAGGAAUGCAGAGAUGGGCAAGCCAAGUUCACCUGUGUCUGUAAACCUGGAUGGCAAGGAGAGAAAUGUGAAGAGGGUACGUAAUCGUAGGUUUUUUUCUCUCCCUACGGUGGACAAUAGAGCUGGCUCACUUUUAAAUAUAUCUUUCCAUAUCAAACAAGCACUAUUGAUGCAAGCAAUUUCUUAGUGAAGGUUUUGUUUUGUUUCCCCCUAGAUAUCAAUGAAUGUGAAGACCUAACAAACAGAAAUGGAGGGUGUAGUCAAACUUGUAUUAAUUUUCCUGGAAGCUACCGUUGUUAUUGUGAAGAUGGUUAUUAUAUACAUCCAAAUAAACUGGACUGUGAGGGUAAGGAAGAAGCCAAACAUCGAAAUGUCAGCAGCACAUAAAACAAAAAGACAAUCUUAUUCUGUAACAGGAUUUAUACUUAUUGAUUGCAGUGCUAAGGUCCAUACGGGCAAGUUUCAACAUGUUUGUCUUAUAUCUUAAAUGGAACUGUGUGUAUUAGCAACCUUGGCCUCAGGAGUAGCAAAGCCUUAGAGUUUUGGCACAUACCUGUAAAUCCACUGGUCUUCUUUGAAAAUGUAGUCUAUUAACAGAUGGGAUUGGGUCAAACAAGGGGCAGAGGGAAGGCUACACUAAUGCCUGGUGUGACCCAUGUGUUCACAAUUUGCCAUCUGUCUAGCUUGCUGCUGAACCAUCCACCCCAUGCAGGGCCCUGGAUUGCAAUCGUACUGCUUAAUUAAAAGGAAAUGGGGGAGCAUGUACUUCCAGUAUCAAAAAUAGCUGCUUAGCCUGAUCGCAUGGAGCCUUGCCACAUGAGUAAGCACAUGCAAGGAAAAUAUAGUGCACUGUGAGAAAAUAUGAAAAAUAAGAUAAUUAUCUCUGGAAAACUGCCCUUCUUAUGGCUAUCAACUUUUUUGAAAAUAGUAAAAUGUCUAGAUUCUGUGAGUUUAUGGUUUAUGCCAGUGAUGGCCAAACUUGGCCCUCCAGCUGUUUUGGGACUACAAUUCCCAUCAUCCCUGACCACUGGUGCUGUUAGCUGUAGAUGAUGGGCGUUGUAGUCCCAAAACAGCUGGAGGGCCAAGUUUGGCCAUGACUGGUUUAUGCUGUUCACAUUUUGCAUAUUUCACCAUUUCCUAUUGUCUCUUUAGAUCCCUUCUACCCUUGGGGCAAGUGGCAAGAAACAAUAGCCAAUAGCAGCAGAAAUCAAUCCAUUCCUUUUUUUGUGGGAAAUUUAUAAUAGCAUUUUGCAUUUACAGACAUGAAUGAAUGCAUGUUGGACCCAAAGAUUUGUGGGACAGCACAAUGCAAGAAUACUCCUGGGAAGUACGAGUGUGAAUGUCCGGCAGGUUAUGCUUAUAACUCAACUACAAAGAAGUGUGAAGGUAGAACUUUUGUUUUUAAAUGAUGUUUUAGCUUACCUUUCUUGACAUAUUCAUCAUUAUUUUCUGCAGAUUUUCCACAUUCUAUUUAGUUUGUGUGUGUGUCGUUUGUUUUAUAGAUUUCAUGGUUUUUUUGGUAAUGCAUAGGCUGUUUAGAUUACUUUUCACACAGAUUGCAAAUGUCACAAUAUUGGGACUAUGCCACCUAAAUUAGCCCUCUUGAGUUUCUACCAUCUUGUUUCUAAAACAUAAAGGAAGCUGAAAGAAGGGAAUCUUCUUUAAAGAAAACACCACAUCCAUCAAUAUAUACAACAUACGCCUACUUCAAGCGAAGAAGUCAAAUAAAUAUGUGGAAUACAGAAAAAUAUCUGUAUGUACCAUCUACAUGUGAAGUAGUGAGCCCUAUACUAUUGCCUUCCUUCCUUCAGGGCUAACCCUACCAUUCGACAGAGUGAUGCAGAGGCCAGUGGGGCAGAAAGUAGCAGUAAGAUGUAGGACAGAGCUGUGUGUCCUAGCCACCCAAGGUUCCAUCAGCUGAAGGGGUUGGGAAUAAAACAAUAAAAACAUUUUAAAGCAGCAACGUUGGCCUGCUCUGCACCCUCUAAACUAGCCUACUGUCCAAAAUUGCAGUGUCCUAUAGUCAGUGCUGAAGUAAGAUUCACCUCCCAGUCUGGUUAGCUUCUGUCCCUAUGUAAUAUUUUACCAUGUGGUUAGUGAUGUCCGUUUCCACUGUUGAGUUAUUUGCAUCUCAUCCUUCCUUAGGGUGAGAUGUCAUAUUUUUUGCUUCCUAAUAGCUCUGGUGUCAGUUAGGUUCAGCUGCUCCUACGUUUUCAGUACCAAAGGUUUUAAAGAUCCUUUAUGCUAUUUUUCCCCCACAUUAUUUUAAAUCACCUAAAAGACUUAUCUUGAAAGGCUACGUAGAAAUGCCAGAAAGAAAGAAACAAGCAAAUUUGAACUCAGUGGGACAUGAGGAUUGAGGAUUGAACUAUAAGAGCUCCAUCUGAGCUUCAAAGCUGAGUAGGAGUUUGGACAUGCCUUUUCUGUAUCCAGACCCAAGACCAGUAGCCAUCACACCACACGGAUUGCCAUGCAAACUUCCUUCCAAAGUUCUCGGAACAUUUUACUAAUUUGGUUUGGUGAAAGCAGUUACAUACUUCAUGUGGCAGAUGUGACCUUCUUGAGUACACCAAGUAUUACACUGGAGUCUGCUGCAAUGGCCACUCAGAGGCUAGAUAUUUCCAAUCGUGGCACCAUGCUGAAUGCUUAAAGCUGUGGCCCACAGGCUACACCUGCCUCUCCCCCAAAAGCUCCUUUGUGGUACCAUCAUGCCAAAGGGUUUUCUGUGACAUCCCAAAAUUUUGUCAACUUUCAUUUAAAAAAGAAGACUCUUUUGUAUUGUCCACUCCCGCAGGUCCCCUGCUAUGAUUCUGUGAUGUCAAAAGGAACUCCCCAUUUCCCCAUUUAUAAAAUACAAAUUGGCCACACCCAUUUUGACUCUGCCCCCCCCCCCCCGCAUGUUGCUGAUGGGUGAGUGCCUUACUUGGCUUGAAAAGGCUUAACCAGCCACUUUUAAAGCUAUUGGUACGACAUCCACACAUUGUAAAGUUCUACUGCAGAAAGACUGGUGUAAUGCUCAUGUAUUCACAGAACUGGCAUCUGCUGUGUAAAGGGUAAAACCACCCUUAGUCAAUGAAUUUAUUAUCUAAGUAAAUGAGACCUUCCUAGUUAAAUUUUAAGUAUCUUCCAUUCUAUCAGUUAAACUAUAUUUUACCAUGUUUAUGUGACCCAAAAUGAGGCAGAAAUAUUGCAAACAGCAAUAUUUUUCUGCAGCUGUGGAAGGGUUAUAGCUACUUUGCAGUUUAGAAUACACUGGAAAUUUUUAGCUUUCUGAGUCAGACAAUGCACAUAAAUGCUUAGGCUGCUGCAAAACCAAGCUCUGCAACUUAAAUUUUAUACAUCUCAGGGCAUGGUAAGUCUUUAUCAUGCAAGCGUGAUAUUUUAGGAACAGGAUUUGCAAGAUUUCCUGGGCUUGAUCCCAGUGGGAUCUUCUCAGGCAGUGGGAGUCUUGUUUACUCUCAGAGAAGGCAAGUUACUAAUGCUGUCUUUCACACAGCCUUGCACUUCUAAAUUAUUUAUUGUGCUUAGCCAACAAAGCAGAGAACGUAGUCAGCUUCACUCAGUCAGGACAAAAUGUGUUUUGCCCUGGUCAGCCCACAUUUCUUUUCUGAAUGAAUGCUUCCCAAGCCCCCUGGGCUUUGCAAUUUGGCACGCACACUCAUCUCCCACUGCAAUUGUACCGAGCUGAUUUUUGCUUUACAAAGGUAGCAUGCAUGUAUGCGGUGCAUAGUGUUUGAGCAUAUAAUAGGGACCAUUUUGAGAUGCUACAUUUUUUAAAAAUAGCAAUAUAUCAUAUCAUGGUUAAGGCAGCUUGGUCUGAGCUUGCUCGCACAAUUUACACUCUGAUUAUUAUUGUUGUUGCUUUUUAGCUUUGCAGCUCAUUUCUGUGAAUAUUUUUCUCCAACAGUUAGUCAUGGUUAUGCAGUUCACAGCCACCAUAGACAUUUUCUAGGCGCUUACAUUGUCUCCCGAGACAGACGGAUGCCAACAAGAACAUAUUUGUAUGAGUGGAUUGUGGUUGGUUGGGGAAACUGCUUUUGAGUUGCUGUGAUUGAGAAAGACAGCCACAUAAACUGGAAGCCUAGAGCUAGAAGCAAUAGUGGCUGUUUCCCAUUAAGGGUGGUAGGGCAGAAGGCAAGGUGGCCAAAGCUAGGUGGAGCCAGAACCAAGGAUCGGCAGAGCCAACUAAUUCUGCUUUUAUUCCCCAUCCUCCUCCCUGCUGAUUCUUACAAGGGCAAAACCACGACUAGAAGAAGGAAGCAGACAGUCAGUGCCAACUCCCUAGAAUAAGAAGGCAGGCAGGUGAUGGCUGGCUGAGGGCAGACUGAGGUUGGUGGGGGAGUGCUUCAUUCAUCUUAAUGGACCGCCUCCACUAGUUGAAAGGGACUCUAGAAUUCAUUGAAGUCCAAACCUUUGCUCAGUGCAGGAUUUUCAAUGCAGGAUGCAACUGCAGCAUCCCUGACAGAUUGCAACUCAGCCUCUGCUGAAGUACCUCCAGCAAAGCACCGCCCGAGGCAGCUUGUUCCACUGUCAGGCAGCUCUUACCAUUAGGAAGUUUCUCCUGAUGCUUAGCCGAAAUCUGCUUCCUUGCAAUUUCCACCCAUUCAUUCUCAUUCUGCCAUCUAAAGGGACAAGUCUGCUGCAUGUUCUGCAUGGCAGCCCUUUGGGUGUUUGAAGACACUCUUAUGUCUCUUCUUAACCUUCUCUUUUCUCAGCUAAACAUGGACUAAGGGAGUUAGAUUUGCCUAUUGUCCUUUGCACAUAAUGUGAAAUUUCAUGCAUGCUGCUCCUUAAGAUGCAUGAAAAUAUACGUGCAGUAGGCUGGCAAAACUUGUAACAAAGUUUGAUGAAGUUGGUGGUGGUAGUCUAGGAUUACAAAACUGGAGUGUGGGUGAAGUAUCUGCUAAGCUACAAUACCUAACCAGUGGGCUGCAUUUGGGUUUGUUGUCUACAGACCGUUCAGUUUCACAGUAGAUGAAUGCCAAAUUCAUUUUGGGAAAAAGGCAUGGGAACCAUGGAGCCAUUACCUGGAACUUGCAUGCCAUGUAACUUAACAGUAGAUGUGUUGAGCAAUCCCAACCACUGCCUAAGCUUCAUGCCACUUAAAUGUCAGUUUGCUUCCCAGGAGGUUGGGCUCGUGAUAAGUGCAAAUGUCAAGCUGCCUUUUCCCAUUUCACUGCAGAUGUGGACGAAUGUGCUGAAAAUGCCUGUUCCCAAAUGUGUGUCAAUACUCCUGGAAGCUACACCUGCUAUUGUGAUGGCAAGAAGGGCUUCAAGCUUUCUAAGGACAUGAAAACUUGUGAGGUGAAGUAUCCCCUCCUUACUUUCAUUGGAAAGUAAUAUUCAUCCCCAGUGAGGCUGAGAAAAACCACACAUGCACCAGCCACUUGUCCAAAAUGGUCCAGAAUAUGGCAGGGGAAUGUAAACUGGGUCCACAUAAAGCUGGUCCUCGCUCCCUACCUCAGUUGCUUCCAGUUUGUUUCCAGACCCAAUUCAAAGGGCUGGUUUUGACCUAUAAAACCCUGUAUGGCUCGGAACCCCAAUACCUAAAGGAACAUCUCAUCUCAUACAUUCUUACCUGUGCCCUCAGGUCAUUGAUGGAGACCCUUCAUUGAGUGUAUCCAUAAAAUUAAAUUUUCAGGGGUUUUCUAGCACAUCAGAAACUUCUAAACCCUGUUUGACCGGAGACAACAAAAGGGGAAAACAAUAAUGGCAUGUCCAUAUCAUAACACUUUCAAUAGUCCUGCAAAUGAUUGUCUCUUUCUCUGUUCUCCAAAAUAAAAGAAUUCCUUCCAGUAGCACCUUAGAGACCAACUAAGUUUGUUAUUGGUAUGAGAUUUCAUGUGCUUGCACACUUCUUCAGAUAGUUCUCCAAAGUAAGUGUUUAAUAAUAGGUUCAAAGCCUGUGUUUGUACUAUCCAUCACUAGUAUAGUUGUUUUAUAACGUUAACAUGUGGCUCCACUUUUUCAAAAAUAAUUUAAUUCUCUCGCAGCAAGCUAAAAAUUCGUAAGAGGUGUCGUAAGUGGGCAAAGCAGUUUAACAUGCACUCUUCUUGCUGAGGAAACCAUGAGGCUGUGCAUGAUUUCAAUGAAAACAUUCCUCUAUGAAUAGCUUCCUUUAUACUUCUUUGGCAAGGCUGGGCAUGUUGAAAUGUAUUCAGACAGCUACCACUUAAAACAAGCUUUGACGCAGUUCAAUGUAGUGGGGCUUAAAUAGUUCACAGAUCAAAGGUUGCUAUUGUGCUUGAACAUACUUAAGAGAACCUAGUGAGUGGUAGUUAACUGUGAUUUAAUGAUUAGGCAACCUGGGGAGUGAUUCCAUUCCCUGAAGAUAAUGGAACUGGCAAGCAGGCCAUUUAUCUUCCGAGUAAAUAUUGCCCUAGAAGAUUUCAGCUUCACAGGUUUAUUUUUUAAUACUAGGCAGAAUAAACAGAAGUCUUUGUUAAUCUGGGCAGGAUUAUUAACAGUCUUCCCUUUAGUGGGUGGAAACUGUUUCCAAAUCUAAUGUGUGGGAAAUUCAGUACCAGGAACCAGUUAAAUUAAAUAUCAUUCCAGUAUAAUCAAUAUUAUUGCUUAUGUGUAAAACCUUCUCACUGCAUGGUGACUGCAAGAGCCAACGUACAUGGAGAUAGUUGGGGAGGAGGUAGUUGCUUGAAUUCAUCCUAUUGAUUAGGAAUAAAUUACAAAAACUGGCUCAGAACAGAAAUGUGGACUCACUUGAUCAAACCAUAAUGUAACAUUUCGUUUUCUGUUAUGUCUAGAUUGUGCAGAAUUGUCUUGCCCUGAAUCUUGAAAAGUAUUAUGAAUUGCUUUAUCUGGCAGAGCAAUUUUCAGGGAUCCCUGUUUUGUAUUUAAGGUUCAGAUUGCCAGAAGUUACAAGGUAAGUGUAUAUCAGUAUGAAUGCACAUUUAAGUAGAUAGCAGUAUGAAUGCACAUUUAGUCCUAUUAUUAUCAGUUUCUAUUGAGUAGUAGCGUGCAGCUCUCCUAUCAGUACCAUUUAUUAAUUGUAUUGUCAUUCUGUUACAAAGUUCUUAAAGUACAGAUCCAGUUCCUUUAUCAGUCAUACUUCAUUCUCCCCCUUCCUAACAACCCAGAUUUUCUGCAGAAUUUGACUUCCGGACUUACGAUAAUGAGGGUGUUAUACUGUAUGCCGAAUCCCACGACAACACAGAAUGGUUUUUGCUUGCACUGCGUGAUGGAAAGAUUGAAAUUCAAUUCAAGAAUGAACUGGCAGCCAAAGUAACAAGCGGUGGCAAAGCCAUUAACGAUGGUUUGUGGCACAUGGUAAGCCCCCUCCCCCAUGAGUUAGGAAACUGAACAUUGAAUUGCUUAUAAAAGAAGACGCCACUUUUAAAGCCCCUUGAUGAAUAUGCAAUACUAGCUUCAGAUUGUCAUUUUCACAAAAUACUUUCAUGUCCCCAGAAUACUUCCAUGUCUUCAUAAUAAAAGAACCCUCCGUUGGAGCUCUGAGUCUAAGAUUUGAUACAGUUCCUAUUCUUCAUUCAGACAAGAGGAGCUCACACUGGCAUUUUCUAAAGAAUGGCAGGAAAAGCUGGAAAAUUCACUUCUAGCAGAUCCUGUCCUUUGCGAGCACAUGCACUUGUGUGGAUAUUGUUUCAUGCUCCCAACACUUCUGUAUAUGGAUGUAUGCACAUACUAUCAGUGUGCACACACCCUGGGUGCUGGACAUAGUUUUUUUGUGUUUCUUUUAACCAAACUGAGCUCUUUUUCCUUGUGCCAGUCAAAGCAGAAUGCUGUCUGAAUACAGAUCCCCUUUGUUGGUUUGGGACGACUUCUCUCAACAUUCACAAGUAUAUCUGUUUCUUUUACCUUUAGAUCUCCGUGGAAGAACUAGAGCACAGCAUCAGUGUAAAAAUAGCAAAAGAAGCAGUUAUGAGCAUCAAUAGCCCAAGAAAUCUUUUUAAGCCCUCCAAUGGCUUUCUGGAGACAAAGGUGUAUAUUGCAGGACUACCUCGCAAAGUGGACAACACUCUCAUUAAACCGGUAAUUGUUUUCAGUGCUAAUGUCACACAUCAGGUGUUGCGUUAUCUCCUUUAUUGUAAUUAGAGUUAAUGCAUCCCCCCCCCCUUUUAAAAACAUCACCAUGGACAAUAUUUCCUGAGAUCUUUUAUGAAGCUUUGUACCACUGCAUUUCAGUGGCCAGUGAGAGAUUAUCCUUUCAGGUAGAUUUGUAAAUUUCAUUAUUUAGUUUUAUUCUUACAGCACACAUCCACUUUGUAGAUUAAUCUUCAAGUCUGGUCUUCCUCGUUCCAAGUAAUUCCAGACCCCAGAUAAAAAGAAAACAAAAAAGGAAACACAUUAGUUUGAAAGCCAUUCAAGUUGGGGAAACUCUGAACAGAAAUAAGUAUUCAAGGAUGCAUGCAACUAAUUGUAUCUACUGCUGCAGAUUCAUGUAACUUCAGUAAAAAGGGAAGCCAUCCUGGAAUGGAGGAAAAAGUGGUUCAGCUCAUUGAGGGUUGUAAUGGAGAGGACUAGAAUAGGGCUAUUAAGCUUGGAAACACCAGAUUUGCAGCAGGCUCAUUUGUGCUAGCAGUUUUGUGCUAGAUUUAUUUAUUUAGAAGAUUUGUAUCCUGCCAUUUGGGCACAUUAUAGCAGUUUACUAUAUGUAUGUAUCAUAAUAAAUAUAUGCUGCUGCAAGAAAAAGGAAACAAAGUGCAGGUUACCAGAGCAACAGUAAACUAAUUGUAGCAACAGGAUGCAACUUAGAAACAUCCAAAAAUCCAGUGAAAUUCAAGUGUUUUGACUUAAAGAUUGAAAGAGAAGGAGCUUGCUGAGUUUUCCAAGGAAGGACAUUCCAUAGUAGUAGUAGUAGUAAUUUUAUUAUUUAUACCCUGCCCAUCUGGCUGGGUUUCCCCAGCCAUUCCAUAUCCUUGAAACUACGUACUCCUGCAAAGGCCCUGAAACAAGGGGCAGAUAAAAGAAGCAGCUUUAAGUUUCAAGCAUCAUAGAAUUGUAGAGGGUUAUCUAGUCCAAGCACCCACAAUGCAGGAAUCCUGCCCUGGGUGGGCUCAACCCCUGACCUUCUGAUUAACAUCCAGAUGCACUGACCCCCUGGACUCUUGCGGCAACAGUGAUAAAAAGGAAAGGAAUUUAAAGGGUUCUUAGACUCCUGUGCAGCAUUUGCAUACAAGCAAACUGUGGCCACAAUGGAAGUUGUCCUGGUGUGGGAACACGGCACAAAAAGAAACCAGCACACAGGUUAAAAACCUUGUAAGUGUGAACACUGGCCCUAUGGAACAUUUAAAUUGAGGGUUCUUUUUAUCUAGCUUGAUGGGCAUAUAAUUAAAGUUUCUUUCUGAGAACCAGUCAGCCCACAGAAAGCUGUCUCCAUACUGCAAGCUCUUAUUUUACGAGGGUUACAUAGAAAUUGGCUUGUCCAAAAAUUAGAAUUCAGGUCCUUUUGUUCAUUGCUCUUGUAUAGCUUGCUGCCCAGUUGACUAAAAAUAAAAAUAAAAUCCACCUCUUUGAAGAAAGAGCAGAAAGCAAAACUGAGCUGCACCACACAGGUACUGACAGUUCUUUAGCUAGAUAAAACCUCACUGUGUGAUCUAAAAAAAAACUUUUGUAUCUUACUUCAGAGAUGGACAAAAAACUCUUGAUCCCAAGCAGAUUUUUCUUUCUUUCCUGAACUGUGAUGGGGGUGGAAGCAACCCUCCUUGAAUAACACUGCACAUGCUCAUUGCAAUUGCUGUGUCAGGGUGACUAUGCAUUUUCAGAAUAAGAGAAGAAGAACCGUGAAUCUAUCUUGUCUCACCUAUAAUUCUUUUCUUCUGCUGACGUGCAAACCUUGUGACAUUUAUCAAUUCUUGUAGAGGGCGGAAACUAUAGUAUACAUUAUUGGAUUUAUGGCAAGUUAGGAACAUAAUUCAUUUUGCAGCUAAGUACAUGAUCUGGGAAAUCCUGGGUACUGAUGUAAAGUCUGUGGGAAUUCUGUGGGAAAUAGAGAGCCUGUGUUCUCCAUUUUUGUGGUAGGUGGUGAAAUAUUUGGGCAAAUUGGAAAAAAUGCUUACUUUCCUAUUAAACCUCAAUGUACUAAUUUAACAACAUAUAAUAUACCAUUUAAAAGGGACGCGGGUGGUGCUGUGAGUUAAACCACAGAGCCUAGGACUUGCUGAUCAGAAGGUCGGCAGUUUGAAUCCCCGUGACAGGGUGAGCUCCCGUUGCUCGGUCCCAGCUCCUGCCAACCUAGCAGUUUGAAAGAACGUCAUAGUGCAAGUACAUAAAUAGGUACCACUCCAGCGAGAAGGUAAACCGUGUUUCCGUGUGCUGCUCUGGUUCGCCAGAAGCGGCUUAGUCAUGCUGGCCACAUGACCCGGAAGCUAUACGCCAGCUUCCUCGGCCAAUAAAACGAGAUGAGCGCCGCAACCCCAGAGUUGGCCACGACUGGACCUAACGGUCAGGGGUCCCUUUACCUUUACCUUUAAUAUACUAUUUAUAAUUUUGUUAGCAUAUAAAAUUAUACUAUUUGGCAUAUUUAUAAAACUUACUAAUUAAUUUUUUCCAAAAAAGAAAGAAAGAAAAAGGUGUCUAGAUGACAUUUGGUAACACGUAGUAUGGGGUAUGUUUUUGGACCAUUGUGGAUUGCCACAAACAAUGCUGCAACUUCUUCUUCAGAUUAACCCACGCCUGGAUGGGUGUAUCCGUGCCUGGAACUUGUUGAAUCAGGGAAAUUCUGGUGUAAAAGACAUCAUUCAACAGAAAGAAAGCAAACAUUGUUUAGUAAGCGUUGGGAAAGGAUCUUACUAUCCUGGCACUGGAGUAGCAAAGUUUCAUAUUAACUACAGUAAGUAAUUCUCACACUUUCUCUGAAAAUAUUUUUCACCUGGGGUAGUUACUAUAUUUGGGACACAGGUGGCACUGUGGGCUAAACCACAGAGCCUCUUGGGCUUACCGAUCAGAAGGUCGGUGGUUUGAAUCCCCGCAACAGAGUGAGCUCCCAUUACUCAGUCCCAGCUCCUGUCAACCUAGCAGUUCGAAAGCACGUCAAAGUGCAAGUAGAUAAAUAGGUACUACUCCGGCGGGAAGGUAAACGGCAUUUCCAUGCACUGCUCUGGUUUCGGUGUUCCAUUGCGCCAGAAGUGGCUUAGUCAUGCUGGCCACAUGACCUGGGAAAAAUGUCUGUGGACAAACGCCGGCUCCCUUGGCCUGUAAAGUGAGAUGAGCGCUGCAACCCCAGAGUCGUCUGUGACUGGACUUAACUGUCAGGGGUCCUUUACCUUUACCUUUUAGUUACUAUAUUUAAGGAACAGCACACAGAGAGGGGAGGGCAUUAUCUUUCACUUUGCCCUCAGUGCAAUCAGUGGAACUAUAAAAAUGUUCUCCAUCUAACCAUGUGGGUGGUAGGCUUGAUGUGGUACCAGAAUUCCCAAAGUAGGAGGCAGUGUCCUCUGUUUAGUUUGAGUUAUUUCCCAGGCCUCAGCUCUGCUUCUGUGUAUGGCAGAUGAAAUAUCAGAGCACAUUUUUAGUACAGGCCUCCUGCCCCAUUUCAUUCCUAGGGAGAUAUAUAGUGGCUCCUACCCUACCAUCUUUCAAGACACCUUUUCAUUUCAAAAUAUUUAAGAAGCAGCAUUCUGAUUUUUUUAUAUAUAUAGUUGCUUUUGUUUCAGUAUAAUAUUUCAAGAUUUUAAUUUUACUGUGGAAUGGUUUUGAUGCACACUUGGGAGGGUUUUGCCCUGAGAAGUGGGACGUAAUUUUUUGAAACAUAUAUAGGUAAACACUUGUAGACCAGACCAUCAAGGGAGGCAAAAGGAAGGAGGCAGUCCUUCAGAUUUAUACGGCCUAAAUUGUUGUCAGGAUGUGAUUCUAACUAGAUUAUCGGGUGAAAAGCUUCUUGUGAUGUGCUGUAGAUCAGCAGAUACCUAUUUUCUGUGAACAUUGCAAUCAUACAGUUUGACCAAUAACCAAGAAUAAGUAUGUCAGGGCAACUGCACACUCUGAUCCUGUUCUUUAUCAGGGCUUCCUGGGAGGCUUAUAACCAUCAAAAGGGGGAUCUCUGAGGAAAUUACAUACUGGUCGUUAAACAAAAAAGUUCAGGAAGGACAAAACCCCAGUGUUAAAUAUUUGGUUAGAGAGUCAAGUUUUCCAAGCAAACUAGAAAGCAAUUCUUUUGUGGCUUGCUAAAUUGACAAUUUUCUCUUGCUUUAUUUGUUUGAAAUAAAACAGACAGCAGCCUGAACAACGCCGAAGAUUGGUUAAUAAACGUGACCCUGGCCAUCCGGCCAUCCACAGGCACUGGAGUCCUGCUUGCCUUGGUUUCUGGUGAAACAGUGCCUCUUGCUUUGUCCAUAGUUGACUCCAACUCCAAGGGCACACAGGUAGUUCUUCAUGCAUGGUGGGCAGAGCUGGCCAGAUUCUUUCUUUUGCUGAGUGGGGGGGGGGGGAUAAUUUGUUGAGGGAAAGUGUGGAUACUAUUUUAGCCCUCAACCUUCCCAUGGCAUCUGAUCUGACUGAAAUUUGGUAUCCUCCUCCAUCCCGCACUCCACAGAGGCUUAAAGCAAGGUGAAGACUCAAGGGACAGUUCUAAUGUUAGGACUUGUAAAUGACUAGGCUGUUUUUGGAAUUGUGAAUGGAGCUUUUCCACUGAGAGUGGUGAACUCUGGGGUGACUCAAAGGGGCAGCUUUCCUUUCUUGGCUGCACCACUCCAGAAUGCCCUUGGGAGAUAGCAUGCUUGAAAGUUUGCUGUGGGAAAUCUCUCCUUGACCUGCUAGCUUACUAUGUGCAGAAUUUUUACGACCUGAUUCUUUAAAGCAAACUCUUCUGUGGAUGAUAGUACAGUUAGUACAGUCCUGCAAAAGUGCUUUACUUUUGAUUAAAAUGCCUCAUUUUAAUAUUUUAAUGUUUUGAUAUUUUAAUGUUGUAUUUUAAUCUUGUUUUUAAAUUGUAUUCAUUCAACUUGUUUUUAUUAUUGCUUGUUAGCCGCCCUGAGCCCGGCCUUGGCUGGGAAGGGCGGGGUAUAAAUAAAAAUUAUUAUUAUUAUUAAUUAUUAUUAUUAACAUCCUCAGAAAUAAUGAUGCUGAAGUUCUUUGAAAACGUUGUUACAGUUGGUUCCUCAUGUACUACAGUAUGAAAAUAAAACAUGUAACAAUUAAAGGUAGUAGACCAGAGAUUCCCUUGGCGUUGAAGUACAGCUUUGUCACCUUGUGAGGACUCCCCAGGCUGGGUUGCAGUCGCACCAUUACUGGAGACAGUUGCCUCCAGCAGCUCAUCUCUUUAUGUUGCCAGUUGGGAGAAUGGAGAAGGCUGCCUCUCUUUUUCCCCCAGUCUCUCUUUUUUCGGUGGGAGGGAUUCAAGCGCGCACUGUAAAUUUAGGUUUGCGCAGUUAAAGCGCUCUCUCGCCCUGGUGCAUCAAAUCCACUUUAAAACAGCAACAGCUGAGACUUUACAAUUGGGGAAGUUAUCACUGAAGGCACUGAAAAAUGUAGGAUGAAUGAAUGAUUAGCGGGGAAAAUGUGUAACCAGCACACUUGCAAAUCAGAAGGAGUGCUCACUGUUAUCCAUCCCACAGACAUAUCACAACAAAUGCUCAGUAAAGACUGGAACCUUGUCUAGCCACUAUGUAAGCUUUGUACAAGUAAAUUAGGCUGAAUGCUCAAUAAACAGGUUUUCUAGGGAAGCCCCUGGUGUGAGCCAUCAGCCUUGCCAUAAAGGUGUACUGGGGUAUAAUGACUCUCAGUUCCCUAUGAUGAAAGAGUACUAAUGGGUGCCUCCCUGGUUAGAGGAUCUUGUGAUUAGCCUGGCCAUUCUGUUAAUAAACUGCCAGGGGCCUUCCCAUAGACACCUGGAUGGCUACAGUGAGAGCAGGAUGCUUGACUAGAUAGGCUUUUAGUGUGAUCCAGCAGGGCUCCUCUUUUGCUUUUGUUUAGCUCCUGCUGGCUCUCGGGUGGAUUUUCCUGCUUUAAUGGUGCGUCACAAUAUUUUCAGUAUAUUUUCAGCUGGGGGUUAUAUUCCACUAAAGUACAUGUCCCCUUGUUGUUUAUUACCAUGGUUUUGCUGUCAGGAUGCAUUGAUUGAAUAUUUAUGAAUUGUGCAUUGUUUGGUAAGUGGUGUUUUUUCUCUCUUGGGUAUUUUAUUUAUAGGGUAUUAGAGCAUUUGUUGAUUUGUUGUAACUUUUUUCAUGUUUGUCUGUGGAUUUUUAAUAUCUCUGUAUUUGUUUUACUGUUCUACUGUCAACUGCUUCGAGUUUCCUUGUGGAUAGAAAAAAAGAAAUAAAGAAAUUCAGUUAACAAGGCCAUUUUUUGCUUCUGGUCCAUAGGCUAUCAUUGUAUCAGUUGAGAAUGUCAUUGUGGCCCAGUUGGAGUCAAAGCGAUUGUGUACCUCAGGAAGAACGCUGCUGAGACUCAGAGUGACUAGACAGCAGCUUGAACUUACAACUGAUUCACACACUCUGCUUGCCUCCUUGGAACAGAAGCUCUCUGCCCUUGAUCAAGCGAUGAAUGGCUCUGUCGAUACCUACUUAGGUGGCAUUCCUGGUAAGUGUUGUUCCCUUUAAUUAAUUUAAUUGAUUAGAAUAAUCAAGUUAUGCUUUAAUACUUUUUUGUUUCAAUUUUAUUUGUCCUUUUGUUUCUUUUAAAACACUGUUGCAUAGUUUCUAGUGAAACCUGGUAUUGCAAUAGUGGUUAAAACUGCAUUAGUUUGGCACUAAUAGAAGAGGACUUUCUCUUACAUAGUCUAUUUUUGGACAUGACCCUAGGGGACCUAUUUUCCCUCCUUCCCUGCCCACUCCUUUAUGUUUCCCCCCUCUGUAAUCUUAUGAAGCUGUUACAGCAUACUUUAAGUGUCCUCUGCUGGCUAGUCUGAGGAAUUACAUACGUAAUGCAACUAAGCUAGUGUAUUUUGCAACCUAUUAUUUCUAUAUUAAUAAUUUGGAGAUGUGUGAAGGAAAGCCUUUUUAUGAGAGGCCAUCCAAAAUGCUACCUGCUAUUAUGAUUUGGUGAACUUCCUUGUGUGUGUAAAAAUGCUGUGUGUAAAAAUCAACCUGGAAAUUGUGAAUAACUGAAAUUCACUGAGGUAACAUUCAUAAACAAUGUUACCUAGCUGGUGCAAGUAAGCUUUGAGUUUAGAUUAGCUAUGGGUGGAAUCAGCUUCAGCACAUUGUAUGGAAGUUUCAUACUCUUUGCUAUCCAGUGGUCAGUAGUCGCCCUUUUGGGUGUUUCCCUCUCAUUUGAGAAAGGGGAGAUCAGCUGAGAAAAAUAAUGCUGAUGAUCUAAACCUUGGCAAUAGAAGUAAUGGGAAAAGAGCAAAUUAGAAUCACAUGGAACCACCAUGUGCUUCAUAGUGCUCAAGGACCAUGAAAAGAAUUAGCACACACAAAGAAAUAAUCCAGGUACAUAAAUCAACACAACAGAAAGUCAAAGGGCACAUCACCUAUAGUCACAUUUUUGUCAAUGGGAAAUUCUCUGGGAAAAUCCCAAUCUUCUACCAUCAAUUGCCACCUAAAGGAGGUUUCCCUCAUAGUUUGAGUCGUGUGGCUACAGUUUAACCAUGAGAUGUUUUAAGAAAAGAGAUUGGGAAUGGCUGGAUAAAGAGGAGCUUUUUCAAUAAGAUUAACUCCCCACCCCAUUAGCCUCCUUGAGAAGUGUUCCAGCUUGAAGUUCAUGUGGCAAAAUGAGGCUUAACAACAAAACCCAUAACAAGAACAAAACAAAAAAAUGUGAUGAACAAAUUAUGAAUGGGUACCUACAGACUGUCGCUGUUUUGCAGAAAGGAUUGGAGCCCAAUGUCAGGAGUAUGCAGAGCAUUUUCAAUAGCUGAAAUGUUUGUCUUCCAUGUUAUUUUGUUUGUUUAAUCUCUGUGUGUGACAUUCCUCACUCUUGUCUGAUUUCUACAUUUGUUUGAAUAUGUGUGUGUGUCUAUAUGUGUAAUACGAGAUACACAACUGAAUACAUCUUUUAGCAUUUAUACAUCUCAAAAAAUAAAAAGAAGCAUGGAUCAAUAUUUAAAUAAAGAGUGCUGAUUUUUUUUAAUGCAGAUGUUCCACUUGAGGCAACCCCUGUAACAGUGUUUUAUAAUGGCUGCAUGGAGGUGAAGAUCAAUGAUAAACAGCUGGAUCUGGAUGAAGCCAUCUCCAAAAAGAAUGACAUUAGAUCGCAUUCAUGCCCAUUGCUUAUGGAUGAGAUGCUGAGUGUUGCUGCCACUGAUCUCCCAUCUGUUCAUUAAUCUCUCAUGAGAAAAUCCAGAUUGUUUUGCACAACAUGAAUAAGGACAGAAAUUGAACUGUAAAGGUUCUCUUUUUCUAAUAUUGUGUUUUGAGAACAAAAGAAUUGCAUCCUUUUCCAAAAUAAAGGGACUAUACCAAGAUUAAUAUUUCAUCAAAAUAGUUACAGUUAUAACAUUUCAAGAGUUUUUAGUUGAAUUGUUUGCUGUUCAGCAAUUAUACCAUUCAUAUUUUAUACCUUGGAGAAUAAAUCCAGAAACAUCUAUCUGCACUCAGUUUAAUAUUUUGGUUCUAAUAUAUUGUAUUGUGGCUGCAAAUAAUCACACUGAAUAAACUGAACCAAGACGUUUCAUUUUUUCCUAAAGAAUAAUAUUGCACAUAGAUCCUACGAAAAGAGUGUUACAGGUCUACAGAGGUAGAGCAAAUCAAGUAUAUAUGAAGAUCCUGUCUCAAAGGUCCCAGGUAAAUAAUAGUGACACAAGUAUUUAGAAGAAAAUUACAAAUGAGAGCACCCCAACGCAUUUUUACUAUUUUUAAGCGAUUAUAUUAAAUGGGUCCAACCUCUUUCUCAGAGCAGAUCUAUUAGCAGCAGCAACCAGGCUAAAACUUCUACUAUCAAAAAGUUGCCAUAAUAGAGUAACCUGACAUUCCAUUUAUAAAACAUUCUGAGCCAGGAAGAUCUCAUUGUACUAUAUAUUUCAAGUUAUGAUAUUCACAGAGGAAGAUAUGAUGAAAGUAAUAUAUCUGACUUACUGGACAGGUUGAAAGUCUGUAUGGAUAUUAAAGUAUGUUGUCCAUUCACCAUGAGGGAUCCCAGCUUUGCAUUCUAGGAAGAAUGCGAUAUAUGUUUUAUUAGCGAGCAGCGUGAUGGCCUCCUAUGCAUCCCAUUUAGAUUUCUUCAUAGCAUAACACCUCUGUUGCUGAAAGAGUAUGCUCCUCCCAUUUCUAAGUGGAAAACAUGCAUAAGACUUGAAACCUGCACUAUAUUUUUAGCCAUGGCUAGAACAUAGCUCAGAAACAUUAUAUGCUGCUUAAGGAACUUUGGAUGCCAAUAGGAUUAAAAUACAAUAAUUUUACAAAUUUGAUCCUUGACACACUUAAGUAGGUCCAAUGAAAUCAACCAGGGGAAUGUGUUUAGAAUCAUGAUUCCAGUGCAUCAGAACUUCAUGACUUGGCACCUUAAUUCCAAAUGGAAACCUGCAGUUUCAAAUAGAAGUCAAUUAUAUGUCUGGGGUAAUGACCCUCCAUCCCAUUUUUGCCUGCAAGGCUAUAUCCUCCAAAUCACAUCCAUAUGUGACAUCAGAUGUGGGGCAGGUAGAUAUGUGGCUGGAUUGGCUCAACAACCAAGUUCACACAGUCUAUCCAUCCAGGAAGAAUGGUUGAAUUCACUGUUCAUCAUUUGAUCUGGCAAGGUGGGGAAGUUCAGCCUAUUGGAUUUGCUGCGCAACUGAGAUCCCCAAUCCCUGCAGAAUCAUGCCUAGGAUCAUGGCUUAGAUCUGAGCCCAAACCUUAUUUUUGAUACCUGAUCCUACCCUACACAUAUUUAAAGAUAUACCUCCCCACUGUUGCUAGCAGGAAUGACUUUCGAGUGAGUAUGCUUAGGAUCGCAGUCUCAAGAGCCUAGAGCUUACAGUAAGUGUUAACGGAACUUAUUUUUGCAUAAUUGAGGUUGUAAUUCAGAAGAACCAAGUAAAAGCUUUUCAACCUAACUCAAGUAAUAGUACCAGCAGUGCUUUUAUUGGGGGGGGGUAUUCAGGGGUACGCAUACCCCUAAACAUUUUGUGAAUCUAAAUUUGGCCUCAUUGAGGGGUAGGAUUUCAGUGUGAGUAGGAAAAUGAGAUUACCCCUGAACAUUUUUUAUUUUAUUUUAUUUUAUUUUAUUUAGAAAAAAAGCACUGAGUAUGAGUAAUAUGGUAGAGGGCUGGUAUCAGCACCUGACAUCCUUGGACAGAGCCCAGCAUAAGAAAUGCGUGAAGACGCCCAGUUUCUGUUGCUUGCUUCCUUUCGAGAGCUUUACACACUCAACUGUUCUUGAUGAAUUGGUUUUCAUUGUUUAUGGCUGGUGUUUUUAUUGCCUUUUAUGAUUUGCAUUGAAAUUGUGUGACUGUUAUAUGCAAAGUGGCUUUGAGGUCACCUUUGGCAGACAGUGAUAUAGAAAGGCUCUAAAUAAAUGUAUUAGAAAUGAUUUGGCAGGCUGAAUUCCUGGGUGCAGCGACACCAGAUAGUCAGAUAGCUUCUUUGCACCUACCUGUUUGGGUUUUCUGGCACGCUGCUACAGUUCACAGCAUUGGAACCAAACUCAACAUAUUGGUCUUGUUCAACACAACAGCAAGCCAAACUACAGCUUAGCAAGCCUGCAUGAACAUGCAAGCUCCCUUUUGGUCCAGCAGCAUGCUGAGCUAAAGCAAGAGCAAACCUUGGUUACAGCUUGUGGCUAGCGAGAACAAAGUUUAGUCACAAGAGUGGGUUCAGACAAGUUGCUAUGCCAAACCUUGGUUUACUGUGUUCUGCAAGUCAUGUGCAGAUUGCAAGUUUGUGUCAUGGACAGAGGCUUUUUUUUUUUUUUUGGUAUAGUUUUGUUUGUAAAUGACAUCUUUCUAAGAAAACUAAAUGUAAGUAGUAGUUAAAUGCAAACAGAUAAACAAUAUCACCAAACAAACAUUUCCCCUAUUUUUUAAAAUGCCAGUCUUUUUAAUAGUAGCAGUCAUAGAGUGUAGUGGACAGUAAUUAUUUUUCUGAAUGAGAUCUGUUUGAGCAAAUAUAUUGCUACAGAAGUUUGCAAAACCAAUUAAUUGAUUUCUAUUUUGUUUUUCAGUAUGGAUAUUGUAAUAUAAAUUACAGAGGUGGGUUUUUCACCAAAGUGUAAAUGCUGCUUUAUUUUAACAAAAAAUAAAAUAAAAAAUAAACAAAAACCUUUCAUUUUCUUUCC